AGAUCAACAAAAAUCCGGUAGACGAUUUUCAGGUCCGGGGAUAGCCGGGGAAAUGGGCUGUGUUUUUACCUUCCAGGAGGCCCCGCAGUGCCGGUCGAAUGCGGUAGCUUUGUCUUCCCGCCAAAAAUAGCGGGGAAUAGGCCUUACCUAGGGUGCCUCAGGUGCUGGGCAUUUGGCAGGGAUUUUACUAGCAGUUUGUCCUCACCAGGCGGGGAUUUUACCCCGGCUUGGCUUGAUGGAAAGUCAAAGUCCCCAUUAUUCCCAGGACCUGGAGGGGGGCGUGGCUACAAUUUAUUGUGUUUAAAAUCUUGAAGUAAAUGGUUGUUGUAAUCUAAGACGUCGUUCACAGUUGAAGAAAUGAGUCAGCCGACAAAACGGCUUACCUCUCUACUGCAGUACCGAUUUGUGAAGAAAGAGAAGUCGGCAUCUGGCUCGGACAGCUCUCAAGAGAUCUCAUUGUCCUCACAGGAGACUGCCUCUCCCUCCCAGAUCAGCACACAGCCCCCCUCUACUCCUGACAAAACACCACUCAGCAUUAACACUACACCUGACAGCAAAGGUCGGCUGAUAUCGCCUGUCUCCAGCCCUGAUUCUCCUAUAUUCACUACAAGACCCAGAUUAAUGGAUCGACACAACGGCACACCAGAAAAACCUGCCUCUCCCUGGCUCUCGAAGGAGAAUGGGACCAUAACAAAUGGAGCUUCCACCAGUAAUCGGCGGCAACUGGCAAGGUUCCCAUCUGACUCUGACGAGGAUGUGUCGGAGGUCGCAGAUACUGCGGUAAACCUCGCGAGUCUACGGCCGAUGUUCCCUAGUCUGCCAGAGGAGGACGUGCGCCAGGCCCUCAUGGAAGCGGAUGGAAAUGUGGAGAAGGCCAUAGAUGUCCUCAUUGAUCUUGGUCGUGGCAAGAAGAAGCAAUUCAAGCGUAUCCGGCCCGCAAGCCAGGAGAGCACCUCCCCUGAUGUUGUGACCCAGCCUCGGAAACGGAUACGGCAAAUCUCAUCUGACAGUGGAGAGGAGACAUCCCAGAAUGCAUCGCAGUCUACUGUUGGGUACAGUCUGGAGUCUCAGAGAUCAGAUGUAACGGUGGUGUACGAUGUUGACCAAGAGGAGUUACCUCCCCCGACCGCUGAUCAGAAGAAAAAAAUCAACUUUCUCUCAGGCUGCUUUUCCAAUAAAUCAAAAACGGAGAUACACCGCACAUUGGCAGACCUCAACUGGAAUGUGGGUGACGCUACGGUGACCUUGAGCUCCACAACAACAUUAAAAUCUAUCACCACAGAGAACAAAGUCCGCGCGAAGGCAGCAGCCUCCCUCUCCAAAACUAGAGAGGAAGAUCUAGAUGAUGAUGAAGAUGAGGACUACAGCGGCGGAGAGGAGAGCGAUGACAGCAUAGAGGAGGAGGGAGACUCUGGUAAGAGUGUGAUCCUUAAGUUCUUUGAAGAGGCUACACUGGAGGAACUGAUGGCCACACCUGGCUGCUCCAAAAAGAAGUCCGAGCUCAUUGUCAGCCAUCGGCCGUUAAAAACAUGGGAGAACAUGCUUGAGACAUUCCUCACGGUAAAGGGUCUGAGUUACGACCUGAUCAGCGGCUGUCGAGAGGUGAUUAAGAUCCGUCAAGUCAUCGUGCGCCUUAUGAAGAAGUGCGAGGAUAUCGCCUCCAACAUGCAGAAGGUCGUUUCUGAUAUCAUUCACUCCAACACACAGGUUGACGACACAACGCAGAUCACCAUACAACCCAAAACACUAAACCCGGAACUGUCCCUGAAGCCUUUCCAGAUUGUUGGGCUCAACUGGCUUAGGAUCAUGCAUCAGCAGGAGCUUAACGGCAUACUGGCAGACGAAAUGGGCCUGGGGAAAACAAUACAGACAAUCUCAUUCCUUGCUCACUUACUGGAGGAAGGUGAGGCAGGCCCACACGUCAUCAUCGUACCAUCAUCAACCAUAGACAAUUGGAUUCGUGAGUGUAAGGUGUGGUGCCCAGCCCUGAAGAUAGUCGUAUACUAUGGUUCCCAGGAGGAGCGCAGGGCCACGCGCCAGUACAUCAUGUAUAACAAGACUGAGGAUUUCAACGUCAUCAUCACCACAUACAACAUGGCAUCGGGCAGUGUUGAGGACCGAACCCUCUUCAAGAAGUUUGAGUUUCACUAUGCCAUCUUUGAUGAAGGGCAUCUGCUGAAAAACAUGACUUCUAUCCGAUACCAGAGUCUCAUGAAGAUAUCAGCGUACCGCAGGUUGCUGUUGACAGGGACGCCCCUACAGAACAAUUUGCUGGAGCUGAUGUCCCUACUUUGCUUCGUUAUGCCAGACAUCUUCAUGGGCAAAACUGAGCAACUUAAGCGCAUGUUCACCAUGAUCUCUAAAACAAACAGUGAUGAAAAGAGAAGUCGUUAUGAGCAGGACAGAAUCGCCCAGGCAAAGAAGAUCAUGACACCCUUUGUACUGAGACGACUCAAAUCAGAGGUGAUGAGUCAGCUGCCAAAGAAAUCGGAGGAGGUUAUUUACUGUGACAUGCUGCCUGAGCAAGCCACUCUCUAUAACAGCCUUGUCACCAACUUCUCUAAACAGGUGUCUGAGGGUUCAACUGAUAUGACUAGUCGGGCGGGAGCGUCCAUGUUGAUGCAGCUACGUAAGGCAGCCAACCACCCCUUGCUGCACCGUUCACACUACACCGAUGCCAAGGUAGACCGGAUGGCCAAAGACCUCUGUCAGGAGACCAGUCACAUGGAGCGGGGUGCUAUACCAAAGUUUAUUGCUGAGGACAUGCGUGAGAUGUCCGAUUUCGAAUUGAACAAGACAUGCCAGUUUUAUAAGAGCCACUUGAAGAAGUACCUGCUGGAUGAUUCACUCAUUCGUGAGUCGGGUAAGUUUCAGGAGUUGGACCGACUCCUGGACGACCACAGUAAACGUGGCCACCGCGUUCUCAUCUUCAGUCAGUUCACAUCAGUUCUGGACAUCAUGGAGGUGUUCCUCACCCAGAAACAUAUCCGCUACACACGCCUCGACGGCUCCACUCCUGUCCCUGAAAGACAGAGGUUGAUAGAUGAGUUCAACACCGACACAGAGAUUUUUGUGUUCCUGUUGUCAACACGCGCUGGCGGCCUGGGUAUUAAUCUGACAUCGGCCAAUGUCGUCAUUCUGCAUGACAUUGACUUCAACCCAUACAAUGACAAGCAGGCUGAGGAUCGAUGUCACAGGGUCGGACAAAUCAGGGAGGUUCAGAUUGUACGGCUUAUAAGCAGGGAGACUGUAGAUGAGGGAAUACUGAAGUGCUCGCUGGAGAAACUCAAGCUGGAGAAGGAGGUCAUCAGUACCGAUGGACAAGAUGAUGAGCAAGGAAACACGAAGAAUGUAGCCUCCAUCUUGAAACAGGCCCUCCAUGUGGCGGAGAAGCGCAGUGCCAAGUCUUGAUGAAGGCCCCACUGUAGACCUCAGUGUUACCAAAAUACAGCGUGGCAAUGAUGCCGUUCAUUAUGGUUAUAAAGGGCCAGUGUUCAGUCAGAGUGUAAAUAGGCUUGGUGUCUUGACAGUUGAAUUUAGAGUUUCAACUAUGUUGACUAAGGAAGGUAGUGAUCAUUGAAUCUUAGGAGAUUCAACUUCAAUCAUGUCUGUCAAGCAUGGUAGAUACUGACCAUCAGUUCAUGAACGAUAUCCCUACUAAUGUGGGAGCAGUAAGGAACUGUUGCAUUUUGUGUGUCAGUUUUGUUGCGAAAUACAUUCAUAUUAAUCCAGCUUUAUAUGCGAACAUCAACAACAUGCAUACUUCCAUCUUGAACAUCAUCAUAACUGGAAACUGUUUAUAUGUUUGAAAUGUAUCAUAAUUUUCAUCAGGUAUUGUGCAAAUAACUUAUGCUUGGAAAAAUUGCCAUGGAGAUAACAUACUAUAUAGAUAAAUUAACCAACUAUAACUGAAAUAUUCCUUUUCAAAAGUUUGAAAGAACUUUUUUCGUAAUAUUUUAUGCAAGAUAUGCACAAUACCCUUUAUAAGGGAUUUAAACAUGAAAAUACAAAAGUGAAUUAAAGCUCAAGGCAUGAACUGUUAAAAGAGUUAUGUAAAUUGUGUAUUAAAUUGAAAUCUGCCUGUUCAAGUAUCAAGUGCUAUAGAAGGCACAGCCUACACAUGUGAUUGAUUUGUGGAGCUGUUUUGCCUGUUUGAGCUGAAUAAGUGCUUAACUUGCUUGCAUGUGAGAAUUGUUAUAAUUGUUUUGAGGUCAUAUAGAUUCAUCUUCAUCAUGUAAAAAAUAAAAUACUGACGUUCAGAAGUGAUGUUUACCUUGACAAUGUUGAUGUGCAAUUUGGGCCCAGAGCAGAGUUUAUAGAAUGGGUACUUGAUAGAAAGUUAAAAUAUUUCCCUCCUAACAACAUUUAGGCACAUAUAUGGUUUUCCCUACUGGCACCACUUAAACACAGAUAUUGCAUUCCCUCCUGACAGCAUUAAAACACAGAUGUUGCUUUUCCUCCGGACAGCAUUUAAACACAUAUGUUGCUUUCCCUCCUGACAGCAUUAAAACACAGAUGUUGCUUUCCCUCCUGAUAGCAUUUAAACACAGAUAUGGCUUUCCCACCUGACAGCAUUUAAACACAGAUGCUGCUUUCCCUCCUGACAGGACAGGUAUCCUAGUUUCCAAGCUAUCGAGUGUUUUGAGGGUUACAUAUAUGAGUGAACGACUAGGAGGUUUAUAUACAUAUAGCAUUGGUAUAUCGCAACAAAAUCACUGAGUUGCAAGAUUUUGUUAUAAGUUUUUUCACUUUGUUUUCUUAGACCUAUCUUUAUUAUUUACAUCUUAUGGCAACGGGAUAUUAUGCUUUUCAACAACCGUGUUCCGUUUCACAUUACCAACUGAUAGGCUUUUUUCUUCAUAUGACUAUUAUUCACUAUUUUUUACGAGAACGCUUUACGAUGAAACACAAUACAUCAGGCAGAGGCGCACAAUAUUCUUAUUGGUCAAUUUUCAAUUUCUCUUUAUAUAUAAUAUAGUAAAUAGAGACAUCCCAAGAUGGCAAGAAUUUUCGUUGUAAACGUAAUAACUUUAAGGCGUAUCUCGCCAAAUUUACUGAUUUGUUUUUUUAUAAAACAGUAUUUUCGUUCACUUCAUGAAAUAUUAGGACUGAAAAAUUGAAAAGAAAAAAAUACUUCCAUAUUCAAAAUGUAUCUCUCUUUCUGAUCUUCGUUUAUUUCAUUUUGCAAAACAGGGAAGGAGUUUGAACAAACAGGGUGUUAAGUUCAUUUCCUGGUUUCAACAGACUUUAAAUCGUUGUCACAUCCGAUAUAUCGUAUAACUCUUCCCAUAACAGUAUACAACUGCUGAACAAAUUAAUUUAAUGGUUGUAAAAUACACAAUAGCAUUUGCUAGUAAUUGAUAGAUUUGAAUUGAAUUAUGUAUCUUCAAAGGGCAUAUUAAACGGCGAAUGAAAGCAUAUCACGGUCUUUGUCUGUGUUAGUGUAACGAGGAAUAAUGUGGAAUAACGCGGGGAGCACAGUAUGCUCAUUAUCAAAAUAAAUCAUUUUUAUCCCCCGCCUUGAAAAGGCGAGGGGAUAUAGUAAUGGUAGGCGCGAUUCCGUGUGUGUGUGUGUGUGUGUGUGUGUGCGUGCGUGCGUGCGUGUGUGCGUCCGUCCGGCCCACAUUCAUUUCUUUGCAUCUCCUCUUACAUUUCUCAUGCGAUUUCUAACAAACUUUCACAGAUUGAUGAUCAUAAAGUGAAGCAGCGCAUAUUGUCGGGCUUUCCCGAUACAACCAUUUUCCAAAGAGUUAUUGCCCUUUGCUUAUUUAACAUUUAAAUUGGUUCUUCGCAACUCCUCUUACGUUUUUCAUGCGAUUUCUACCAAACUUUGACAAAUUGAUGAUCAUAAAGUGAAGCAGCGCAUAUUGUCGGGCUUUCCUGAUUUGACCAUUUUUGAAAGAGUUAUUGCCCUUUGCUUAUUUUACAUAUUAAAUUGGUUUCUUCG
Messenger RNA from Mya arenaria, 5947 nucleotides. RefSeq names its product SWI/SNF-related matrix-associated actin-dependent regulator of chromatin subfamily A containing DEAD/H box 1B-like. Lineage: Eukaryota; Metazoa; Mollusca; Bivalvia; Myida; Myidae. Gene Ontology annotation, cellular component: nucleus. The record is from RefSeq and is a predicted model, not a curated record. The coding region runs from base 358 to 3411 and encodes 1017 amino acids. The transcript is spliced from 25 exons. Gene Ontology annotation, molecular function: ATP-dependent chromatin remodeler activity; DNA binding; ATP binding.